AUGUCGCUGGCAGUGGUGAUUGGCCAAAGGAUUGCAAAUCACCACCAGAUCCUGACCAGCGCCUUGUUCGUGGCUGCCUUAAUCGUGGUGGCCAUUUUUCCGAGCUUCGAUCGCAGGACGGAAGUCGAGGAGCAUGGCCUCAUUCCUGGCUAUGCAAACAAUGGCCUGGAUGCAAAAUGGCAGGGUCGGCUGCGCGAGUGCAUUGCGCAGAUUGAGGCAGAGUCCGACAUUCGGACCGCUAUCCAGGUGUCUUUGACGAAGGCAGGACUGCAGCCCUACCACAUGAACUUCACGCUGCCGGAUGGGGGAGAAAGCUCCCUCAUGUACACCGUAGCUGAGUCGCGGCGCGGCGACUCUCGUGAGGCCCUAGUGCUUAUGAUCGCCUCUAACUGGACUAUGAAGAGAAGUCCAGCCAAGUCUUCCUGGGGCAUUGGCAUCGGCGUGACCUUGGCGCGCUACUUCAGGACUGUGCACUGGCUGUCACGUGACGUCCUAGUGGUCUUCGUGGACAGCAACCUGGCGUACGGGGCAGGUGCCCGCGCAUGGCUCAGAGCCUACAUCGGCGGUCACUCCGAGCUCCGGCGUGGGGCGCUGCGCCAGGCGGUUGUCCUCCAGGUGCGAAACGGGGCCACAUCUCUCCUGCUCGAUGUGGAGGGCAUCAAUGGGAUGGUCCCCAAUCAGGACCUGGUCAACACCUACUCGAUAGCUUCGCGUGAGCGCGCGGGCCUCAUCGUGCGCCACAGAGAUGCCUGGGACUCUGUGAUGCACCAUGCGAGGAACGGCGGAGUGCACAGCAGUCACGCACCGUUUUUGGAAUUACAGGUUCCGGCCUUUACAAUCCGGGGCACGUCAGCAAAGAGCGACCGCUCUGCGCAUCUAAAUGUGGAUGCGCUGGCGAUGUCCAUCGAGAGUGUGGUCAGGUGCAUGAGCAAUGCUCUGCAGCAGCUCCACCAUUCCUUCAACUUCUAUUUUUUCACCGGCCCAAACAGCCACAUUUCCAACGGGCUCUACCUCUAUCCAGUCUUUGCCAUGCACCUGCUCCUCAUCAGUUUCCUGGGGACCACGCCGGCUUACCGCGACAUUCGGUCUUUGCUCGUGGGUCUGGGUGUCGUCGCCGCCAUCGCUGGCGUAUCUGGAAGCGUGAUGUUUGCAUUGGCUAUGAAUGACGAGAUGGUCGUGCAGAGUUUUCCAUCGCCAGAGCGACUGGCGUGCGUUCGCCCUACCACAACCCCCGAGGCUGAGCUCCAACGCCGGCAAAUGGCGGGCAUGUGGGUUAUGGCAGGAGCUGGUGUGUCAGCCGUUGCGGCUCUGGCUCUUCGCCAGUAUGCCUUCUCCGUCUUCUCUGCUGAAGGUGAAGGGCACACUGUCAAGUCCGGCGGGGUGCGGCUGCCGUGUCCACUCUGGGAGUCUGUACGCGUGGCGUGCGGAUUCGCGCUCCUGGCAGUGCUUGCCCCUGUGACAAUCUAUUCCUGGGCUUUAGCCAUGCCACUGACGAUAGUCUGCGUGCCAGCGCUGGUGUUGGUAAGGCCAGUGAACCUCCGCAGAAGACCACUUCGGUCUACCCUGAUCCUCGCCUUCCUUGCAGGCAAUGCAUUCUUGCUCGCGGCGCCACCAACUGUGCGCGCCGCGUUGUUUGGGGAUGUGCCGAAGCUGGUUGGCGAUUCGAUGCUGCACUUCUACGAGAGGACUCUUGUGCCUGCAGUGCCACAUGAAGCGCAGAAGUAUUUGCCUCGCCAGCUGGUACAAUGGCUGCAGCAGGGGCAGCUUGCGCAAGCCUUCCGCAGUGACAUGCUGCUCCUGCUCUAUGAGGCAGCAAGAGACUUCAAGUGUGUCGGGGGAAUGCUGUUUCCGGUCAUUUGCUUUGCAUACUGGCCUCUGCUGAUUCUGCUGGCUUUGAUCGCCUGCAUCCUUCCCGCCCAGCGUGUGGAGGAUGAAGCGCUGUCCAUGUCACAGCUCAGGCUUCAAGCCGUCCUUGUGCUCGCGCUUGUCAUGGGCGGGAUCGUGGGGGGUGUGGUCUGGAGGUCCUACUCGUCGCACGGGCUGGAGAAGCUGAAGUGGUAG
This is a messenger RNA of Symbiodinium pilosum, 2061 nucleotides long. NCBI's taxonomy places the organism in Eukaryota, Dinophyceae, Suessiales, Symbiodiniaceae. The record is from the annotation of a GenBank genome assembly.